AUGACGAUUACACUUGACGAUGUAGCGUGUCUAUUGCAUCUACCUGUUAGGGGUGACUUCUACACUCCGAUAUCAGUUACCAUGGAAGAAGUUGUGGCACUUGCGGCUGAGUUGUUGGGGGUCACUUAUGAGUUUGCAUUCGAGGAGACAUCACAACAGAGGGGUGAAUACUUUACUCAACAAUGGUUGUAUGAGUGUUAUCAGAGGAAUGUAAAUUUAUAUGGGAGAUUUGAUUGUGCUGCCAGGGCAUAUAUGCUGAUGUUGGUUGGAUGUACCAUUUGUACUGACAAGAGUUACACACGCGUAGACGCAAAAUGGCUACCUAUGUUUACAAAUCUGUCUGCAUGCCAUAGAUUUUCUUGGGCCAGUGUUGCGUUGGUGUGUUUGUACGAUAACUUGAAUGAUGCAUCUAACUUUACCACAAAGAGCCUUACAGGGUAUGCGACACUUCUACAGUGUUGGAUUCACGAGUAUUUCCCUAGCCUUGGUAGGCGGGCUGAGUCCGGACUUAGUUGUGAUGAUCCUGGUUUCCCUCGAGCUAUGCGGUGGAAAUAUAAGCAGGGGAAGACAAAACUUCCAGAAUAUCGACCUGUCAUCUCUUCUUCUAUUCCAUGUGACAUAUUUUGCAUCAUCUAA
Messenger RNA from Trifolium pratense (red clover), 636 nucleotides. RefSeq names its product protein MAIN-LIKE 1-like. Bases 1 to 636 code for a protein of 211 amino acids. The transcript has 2 exons. The record is from RefSeq and is a predicted model, not a curated record. Lineage: Eukaryota; Viridiplantae; Streptophyta; Magnoliopsida; Fabales; Fabaceae.